Molecule: messenger RNA, 5397 nt
Organism: Daldinia childiae
Lineage: Eukaryota; Fungi; Ascomycota; Sordariomycetes; Xylariales; Hypoxylaceae
Product: U3 small nucleolar RNA-associated protein 10
Exons: 3
Coding region: 1-5397 (1798 amino acids)
Biological process (GO): maturation of SSU-rRNA from tricistronic rRNA transcript (SSU-rRNA, 5.8S rRNA, LSU-rRNA); positive regulation of transcription by RNA polymerase I
Cellular component (GO): small-subunit processome; 90S preribosome; t-UTP complex
Molecular function (GO): snoRNA binding
Source: RefSeq, a predicted model, not a curated record
AUGACGACAGCAUUGGCUGCGCAACUCGCGCAGAUCGCUGCAAAUUCGAAGUCGACACUUGAUAUCAAGGCGCAAAAAGCUGCACAUUCGAAGUCGUUGAUAUUCGAGCCGCGAGUUGCCGCAUCACAAAAUUUCCAAACAUUAUAUAGUAUCUGCUACCAAGGAUAUGAAGAGCUAUGUCAACUAGACUCACGAUUUGUGCCCUUUGGCACUACUAUAUUCAGCGAGCAAAGCCAAAAUGAGGACCGGACUCAGAUGACUGCUGCCGAGAACGCAGAGCUUGACAAGAAGAUAGACUCAUUCCUUCACUUAGCUGGCGCGCGAAUAAGGCUCAUGCCAACUAUCAAGGCCGUAGAAUGGCUUAUUAGGAGGUUCAGGAUUCACGAAUAUAACACGGCCAUGCUCAUUUCGACAUUUCUACCGUACCAUACUAUCCCAGCCUUUGUAACUCUCCUAUCUAUCCUCCCUAGUACGAUACCGCAAGUGUACAAGUUCUUAGAUCCCUACGUUCGAUCUUUGACCCAGCCGCCGAGAUCUGUUCUCGUUCAUCAGGCUACACACCAUCCCGACUUCCUUACUGCGCUUUCGACAUACACCUUAGAUGCAUGCAGGGCUCAACAACACUAUCCUGCUCUAAUAUCAUUCUGGGGUGGUAUUAUGACCGAAGCAGUGAAUGGAAUGCUAGACAGAAUGCGAUCCGGUCGCCGCAGUAUCCAACGAAGCAACGAUCAGACUCUCUUACACCAGAUUGGUCCAACUCUUGGCGACGCGUUAGUAAUGCACAAGGUCCCUAGUCUGCAAAUAGCUUGCUAUAUGGUGAUCUCCGUUUUUGUGGCAAAGGGUGACCUCGACGAUGCUGCUAUCAGUGCCUUAAUGGACCAGCUCGUUGCUGGAUGGACUACCGAGUCCCUCCGUCCUGGUCUUGUCUGUCUCUCAAUCCUUGCCCAGUACCGUUCUGCAAAGCAAAUGUCAGGAAAAGUAACAAGAGCAUUACUUAAAAUCACAAACCUGUCUAGCCUCCUUACUGAGAUUGGCAGAGAACACAGCAUUGGGAAAUUAGCAAAUGGACUCUGUCUAGCUUUGGUUGAGAGGGCUCACAAGAAAGGUGACAUAAAGGGUCUAUCAGUAGUCGAGUCACUGCUCUUGAGCUCCACUCUUAACGACCAACAGAGAGCAGUCGUUUUCAAGAGUUUAUUAUUAGCAGCCCAUAAAGUCGAGGACGGCGUUGAUACGCAAGGAGAGGUGCGAAAGGCUCUCGCAUCUAUAAUCAUCAAACUUUCUCAAUUAGAGACGGACUCCGGGAAGAUCUUCAUUAAAGCGAUCAAUGAGACGGAAAUCGACGUGGAUGCGCUAGAAUUGAGGCUUGGUACCAAUCUCCAAGCGAGACGACUUGCGAUCGAGCCUCAACAAGAUGUUGCAAUGUCGGAUAAUGAAAUAUCAACACCCGCGCCCAUCGAAGACUUCAAAUCUGCCCUUCAGCGAGUGGGCAACUUAUCUGUCUCAUCAUCGGAUUCGUGUCUACGAGAUAAUACUUUUAAUGUUUUUACUGAUUUAUGUUCUGUUUUCCUUUCCGGUCUUACAGAGCCAAAUAACCUCAAAGCUUUCGAGGAAUUGGCACCUAUACAGCAUAAAUUAGCAAACGAAACUCCCUUUUUCUUCACAUUCCUUAUGCGAAUCUGGUGCGGGCCAUAUCCCGUCUUAGCUCGUGUCGCAGCUUUAGAUAUGGCAAAACUACGCCUAAAGAGCAGCGAUUGCAAUAGCAUAGAUUUCCAGGCUCUCCUGCCAUAUACCCUGGCGGGAUUAAAUGACCCGUCGAAAAGGGUGCGACGCGCUGCCGCAGAUCUAGUUACCGUGCUAGAGAUUUUAUUCCAGGAGCUAGUUAAAUAUGAGAACUACACAAGCUGGGCUAACAAUCAUCUGUAUGAUAAUGCUGACGCGUCGGUUUGGACGACAGUAGACAUUUGUCACAAACUACUACGGAAUGCCAUUACUCCUAGCCUUGAGGAAUGCGUAUUAAGUGCUGAUUACAUUAUCGAGGUUCUACAGAGCGUAUUGAAUAGUAGCUCGAAAACUUCGACUGAUGAAAAUAAGGAUAAGAAGAGCCAUCUUUCUCAUGGAACGCGACGUUCUGUGCUAACUUUCCUCGCUUCCCACACGAUUCACACGCCACUAAUGACUCUCAAGAUCCGCCUUCUCGCGUCUCUAAACCAAGUUAAGGGCGUAUCGGGUACUACCCGUACCCAAUUACUUCUACCACUCCUCAAAUGGUGGUCUUCCUUGUCUUCCGAAGAUGCUACACGUAUCUGCUCUCAGGACGGUGUCGGAGAGUCAGCUUUUGAUCAAAGCUGUGUCGAAAUUGUGCUUCCAAACGAUAAAGAUGGCUUAGAAUUCUUGUUAGAUGUUGUGGGGUCUCAGCAACUACUAACUAGACUAAACCUCCUCCACGUUAUUUUCUCGCGCAUCCAGAAUUCAUGGUCCUCUAUGAAAACGGAAGCGAGGCAUAUGGUUGCCAAGCGUAUGCUUGAAUUAUCACAAAACGAUUCGUCUAGUGAUAGUGUAGUCUCCAGUGAAGCUGCCAAUCUUCUAAGGAAUGUCGAUCUCACGACCGAUAUCCUCCUGUUCUUCCUAGAGUCUUUGCAGCCAGCAGCAAAGAUGGCUACUGAGCCCCCAUCGGGCAAGCGGAGGAGAACCAGUUCCUCGGAAACCCACCGGGGACUGGGUACGCAACCAACCCCAGAGUUGAGCGCGGUGCUCAGGCAAGUGACCUUUGUGUUACAGCUUGUCGAGGGGUCUGAGCCUGAAAAGCACCCAGAACUACUCAAUGCUCUUUUCAACGCCCUGUCGGAACUGCAACAUUUCAGAGUACUUGUCGGUUCAGAACUUGGGUAUCUUCAGAAUCUAAUUCUUCGGAGUUUAUUGGCCAUGGUCCCUGCGUACAAGAACGACAAGUCGUUGAAGAUCGAUAGCACGGGUGGACACGGUGAUUUACUUGUCAAUUGCAUUCAGAAAUCAUCGAGCCCAUCAGUGCAAAAUACUGCACUCCUACUUGUCGCACGCUUAGCAAAUGUCGCUCCAGACUUGGUACUUAAUAGUGUGAUGCCGAUCUUCACACAUAUGGGAGGCUCGGUACUCCGCCAGAGCGAUGAUUACUCUGCUCAUGUGAUCAACCAGACAGUCAAGGAGGUUGUGCCACCACUUAUCCAAUCACUCCGUAAAGGAAAGAUCAGUCCGCUGGCAGGUGCCUCUGAGCUUCUACUCAGUUUUGCGACCGCAUAUGAACAUAUACCAUCUCAUCGAAGACUUGGACUAUUCGUAUCCCUUGUAGAGACUCUCGGCGCUGAAGAAUUCCUAUUUGCGCUCUUGGCUAUGCUUACGAACAUGUAUGGUACUACCGACCAGGUGUUAUCAUUUGCUACAGAAGUCUUCAACUACUUCCCAGUCGAAGUCCAGCUCCAAUCUUUGAUAAAACUACUCAACCUUAUUGGGGACAUAUUCCAGCCGAGACCUAAUCUCUCUGCCGUCCUUCUUGGUACGAGUGAACAAGGCGACCGAGAUCCCCUCAAAAUUGGGUUUCGCCAGCUUGGUCUUGUUCCACAUCUUUUAUCUAGCAGGAAGCUUACCACGCAAAUCGCUAAGCUUACUGAACGGGAUGAUAUGGAGGCUUCUAAAGUCCGCGAGCUCUAUUCGACUCUACUGGAAGACCUUUUAGUUUUGGCGGACUCAUUAAAGCAGCAGAAGAACCUAUAUAGCCGCUGCGGCGAGGCACUUUCGAAGCUUCUAAACCUCCUUUCUAUUGGAGAAUUUAUCAAAGCCGUUGAAACACUUCUGGAUCGGCCCGAUACUGUUUUACGCCGGAAAGUCCUCCGGGCUGUCGAGGUUCGAAUUGACGAGGAGAGCCAAGGGGAUGCUAACUCUCGGGCGGCUUUGCUCGCAUUCCUACCUCACCUAACAGCCAUCAUUAGAGUAUCUGAUGAUAUGGCUUACAAGCACAUAGCGGUAGGCUGUGUAGACAAGAUCUCAGAGAAGUACGGAAAGAAGGAUCCAGAAGCUGUUACCGCAGCUGCCUCGACAAUUGCCAGCGACCAAUGUUUAGGUCAAGAUGAUGACAAACUCCGUGUCAUGGCUUUACUCUGCCUGGCUUCUCUAGUCGAUGUUCUUCAGGAUGGUAUUGUACCCGUCUUACCAUCCGCCAUCCCGAAAGCUCUCUCGUAUAUAACAGAAAGCAUCAAAACCGAAGUACCCGGAGACGCACUUCACAAUGCUAGCUACGCAUUCAUAGCAGCAUUGGCACAACAUCUCCCCUAUAUGCUCUCUGGUGCUUACCUAGGGCAACUUUUGGCAGUUUCUAGCAAAUCUGCCAGUGCUAACCUAGGUAAUGAAGCCAAUGAUGCUAGGCUUCAAUGUUUGCGAUUACUUGCUACACAGGUUGACGCUAAGAUACUUUUUUCCGCCCUAGAACAAAAUUGGGUCACCACGAAGGAUUCUGGUUCCGCUGCUACACGAGAAUAUAUUAACAUUCUCGGAGUUGCAAUUGACAAGCAUUCAAAGGCAGAUAUCUCCAAGAAUGCCGGUUCCCUUUCAAGUAUAUUCUUCAGUGCCUUCGACCUACGUAGAUUAGAACUAUCCAAGACCGAGGUUAGCGAGGAUUUCUUGCGGCAAAUGCCUCGCAUCGAAGAAGCCACCAACGAUGUUGCGCUGAAGAUGAUAUACAAACUUAACGAUGCAGCCUUCCGGCCUAUCUUCUCACAGCUAAUGGACUGGUCUAUUUCACUACCAAAGAAGGAUACUACAGGCAGAAGCCUCCGUCUGUUGAGUGUCUAUGGGUUCCUCUUAUCCUUCUUCGGCAGCCUGAAAUCUAUUGUUACCAGCUACGCAUCCUAUAUCAUUGACAGCGCCGUCGAUGUUCUCCGCACCGCAAGCCUGAAGAAAGCAGAGGAACGUGAUUUAUGGAAGAGAGUGCUACACACCCUCGCCAAAUCUUUCCAGCAUGAUCAGGAUGACUUUUGGCAAGCCCCAGCACACUUUAACGCAAUAGCGCCUUCUCUAGUCACUCAGUUCGCCCAUGCUUCUUCUAUCAACUUAGUAGAGGACCUUAUCCCGGCCAUUGUCGAACUUGCUGCCGCUGCCGAUUCCCAAGAACAUCAAAAGGAGCUGAAUAGUGCUCUACUAAAACACUUACGCUCAGAGCAGACGUCGAUUCGUCUUGCAGCUGUCAAAUGUGAACAGGCUCUCACAAAUAGGUUGGGCGAGGAGUGGCUAUCUAUGUUACCGGAGAUGCUCCCUUACAUUAGUGAACUGCAAGAUGAUGACGACGAUGAUGUGGAGCGUGAGACACAUCGCUGGAUCGUGGGCAUCGAAGGGGUUCUAGGAGAGAGUUUAGAUGCUAUGUUACAGUAA